ACGCCGGCCAUCAGAAGAUUCACCAAUCCCCCAUAUAAAAAUUCUUCGUCUUCUUCUUCUUCUUCUUCUUCACUUCCAUAGUCGCACGGAAGAGAAGACGAUAGGAGAAAUGGCGAGAUCAAGGCUUCUGCUACCUCUCUCUCUGGCACUGUUGUGCGCUCUGCUUCUUCUCGGAUCUAUAACUCCAUCUCAGGCAAAAAAGUCCAAGGAGGAUUUGAAGGAAGUAACCCACAAAGUUUAUUUUGAUGUUGAAAUUGCAGGGAAACCAGCUGGCCGAAUUGUGAUGGGUCUCUUUGGAAAGACAGUACCUAAAACAGCAGAAAAUUUCAGAGCACUUUGCACCGGGGAGAAAGGUGUUGGAAAGAGUGGGAAGACUCUUCAUUUCAAGGGCAGUGCGUUCCACAGGAUUAUUCCCAACUUCAUGAUCCAAGGAGGUGAUUUUACCCUUGGUGAUGGAAGAGGUGGUGAAUCUAUAUAUGGGGAGAAGUUUGCUGACGAGAAUUUCAAGCUGAAGCAUACUGGACCAGGGCUUUUGUCGAUGGCAAAUGCAGGUCCAGACACCAAUGGUUCACAAUUCUUUAUUACUACCGUCACAACUAGCUGGUUGGAUGGCAGACAUGUUGUAUUUGGAAAGGUGCUGUCUGGAAUGGAUGUGGUGUACAAGAUUGAAGCUGAAGGAAAGCAGAGUGGCACACCCAAGAGUACCGUAGUGAUUGCAGACAGUGGUGAACUCCCUCUUUAAUUUGU
Messenger RNA from Rubroshorea leprosula, 747 nucleotides. The record is from the annotation of a GenBank genome assembly. NCBI's taxonomy places the organism in Eukaryota, Viridiplantae, Streptophyta, Magnoliopsida, Malvales, Dipterocarpaceae.